AACAGAGGCCUCUUCUUGGCCUAUAUAAACCUAACCCUACUUCGUUAGGGUUUUUGCUCAUUGCUUCUUUCUCGUCGCAGAACCAGAAGAAGAGCUGCCGGCGUCACAUCAGCUCAGCUCCAAUGGCUCCCAAGCGAGGCGGCAAGGCUCCGGUCUCUGCUAAGAAGAAGCAGGAGAAGGUGACGAAUCCCUUGUUUGAAAAGAGGCCAAAGCAAUUUGGAAUCGGAGGGGCUCUGCCUCCAAAGAGGGACUUGACCCGAUUCGUCAAAUUCCCCAAGACUGUUCAGAUCCAGAGGAAGAGGAGGAUUCUGAAGCAGAGGUUGAAGGUCCCACCUACUCUUAACCAGUUCACAAAGACACUGGAUAAGAACCUCGCCACAAACCUAUUCAAAAUGCUUCUGAAGUACAGACCGGAAGAUAAAGCUGCAAAGAAAGAGCGGCUCCUGGCUGAGGCUAAGGCUAAGGCAGAAGGAAAGCCUUAUGAGUCCAAGUCAAAGCCAAUUGUUGUGAAAUAUGGCCUUAACCAUGUGACGUAUCUCAUUGAGCAGAACAAGGCGCAGCUGGUUGUCAUUGCCCAUGACGUGGACCCAAUAGAGCUUGUUGUUUGGCUUCCAGCACUUUGCAGAAAGAUGGAAGUCCCAUACUGCAUUGUGAAGGGCAAGGCUCGCUUGGGCACGAUUGUCCACAAGAAAACUGCCUCUGUUUUGUGCCUGACCACGGUGAAGAACGAGGACAAAAUGGAGUUCAGCAGAAUCUUGGAGGCAAUUAAAGCCAAUUUCAACGACAAGUAUGAUGAGUACAGGAAGAAGUGGGGCGGUGGAAUUAUGGGUUCGAAAUCUCAGGCCAAGACCAAGGCCAAGGAGAGGCUUCUUGCUAAGGAAGCUGCUCAGAGGAUGAGUUAGGAACCUCCAGUAGUUUGCCGUGUUUUCGUCUGCCUAGGAUCACCCAGUCUCAAGCUUUUACCUUGUUGCAGCUUGUAAUGAUUAAUUUGCGGAAGUUUUGCUUUCUUUUAGUUGACAGAUUAUGAUCAAACUAGUCGGUUUACAUGGACUCUUUGUAUGGAAUCAAAGAGAUGCUAUUUCCUUAUACUUGGUUUGUUCGAGAAUUCAUCAUAAUGGGCCCUCAAAUUUGGUAUUUAA
Punica granatum (pomegranate) is the source of this 1139-nucleotide messenger RNA. The record is from RefSeq and is a predicted model, not a curated record. NCBI's taxonomy places the organism in Eukaryota, Viridiplantae, Streptophyta, Magnoliopsida, Myrtales, Lythraceae.